CCGCGGGGGCGGAAGUGACGAAGGCCCCCGGGCACUCGUAAAAUGCUCCCGCCGACGCACAGCAGUGACGACAAACAAGGUUUCGAGGACUGAGUGGGUUUCAGACUUUCUCUCAGGAUUUCCGCUGGCUUCAGGUUCCGGUCAGGCGUCGGGACAGAGCCUGAUCCAGGCUUCGGCGGCCGGUGGCAGCUCUCGAUCAGCUCUCGCAGUCGGAGAGGCGGCUAAGGAAAGGUGCCACAGCAGAGACGCGAAGGAGAGGCCCUAGAACCUUUUCAAAGAAGAAUGGAAGAAACCAUGAAGCUUGCUACGAUGGAAGACACAGUGGAGUACUGCCUGUUCCUGAUACCAGAUGAGUCAAGGGACUCAGAUAAACAUAAAGAGAUUCUUCAGAAGUACAUUGAGAGAAUAAUGACUCAGUUUGCACCUAUGCUGGUCCCCUACAUCUGGCAGAAUCAGCCUUUCAAUCUUAAAUAUAAACCUGGGAAAGGAGGUGUUCCUGCUCAUAUGUUUGGCGUGACAAAGUUUGGGGAUAACAUUGAGGAUGAAUGGUUUAUUGUUUAUGUAAUAAAGCAGAUCACAAAGGAAUUUCCAGAGUUAGUAGCAAGGAUUGAAGACAAUGAUGGUGAAUUCUUGUUAAUAGAAGCUGCUGACUUUCUCCCUAAAUGGCUGGAUCCUGAUAAUAGCACCAAUAGGGUAUUUUUCCGCCAUGGGGAAUUGUGUAUUAUUCCUGCACCAAGAAAAUCUGGAGCAGAAUCUUGGUUACCCACCACACCCCCAACAAUUCCACAAGCAUUGAAUAUAAUCACAGCACAUUCAGAAAAAAUACUUGCUUCAGAAUCUAUACGAGCUGCUGUGAAUAGGCGCAUCAGAGGGUACCCAGAAAAAAUUCAGGCCUCACUUCAUCGAGCACACUGCUUCCUUCCAGCUGGCAUUGUGGCAGUGCUAAAGCAGCGCCCCAGAUUGGUGGCUGCAGCAGUCCAGGCAUUUUACCUACGAGACCCUAUUGACCUGCGAGCUUGUCGUGUUUUCAAGACAUUCUUGCCUGAAACACGAAUAAUGACAUCGGUCACAUUCACUAAAUGUCUGUAUGCACAAUUGGUGCAACAAAGGUUUGUGCCAGACCGGCGGAGUGGAUACAGGCUGCCUCCUCCAUCUGAUCCCCAGUACCGAGCCCAUGAAUUGGGCAUGAAAUUGGCUCAUGGAUUUGAGAUCUUAUGCUCCAAAUGUAGCCCACAUUUUUCUGACUGCAAGAAAUCCCUUGUGACUGCCUCACCACUCUGGGCCAGUUUCCUUGAAAGUCUGAAAAAGAAUGAUUACUUUAAGGGACUGAUAGAAGGUUCUGCUCAGUACCGGGAAAGGCUAGAAAUGGCAGAGAAUUACUUCCAGCUCUCAGUAGACUGGCCAGAAAGUUCUCUUGCUAUGAGCCCUGGUGAAGAAAUCUUAACCUUAUUACAGACAACACCAUUUGAUAUAGAAGACCUUAAGAAAGAAGCAGCUAAUCUUCCCCCAGAGGAUGAUGACCAGUGGUUAGAUCUCUCACCAGAUCAGCUGGACCAGCUGCUGCAGGAAGCUGCUGGCAAAAAAGAAUCAGAGUCUGUUUCCAAGGAGGAGAAGGAGCAGAACUAUGACUUAACUCAAGUCUCAGAGAGCAUGAAAGCUUUCAUAUCCAAAGUCUCAACCCACAAGGGAGCAGAGCUGCCUCGAGAACCUUCUGAAGCUCCAAUCACUUUUGAUGCAGAUUCUUUUCUUAAUUAUUUUGAUAAGAUUUUAGGGCCAAGGCCUAAUGAGUCAGAUUCUGAUGAUCUGGAUGAUGAGGACUUUGAAUGUUUAGAUAGUGAUGAUGACUUGGACUUUGAAACACACGAACCUGGCGAAGAGGCGUCCCUGAAAGGAACGCUUGAUAAUCUCAAGUCAUACAUGGCCCAGAUGGACCAGGAACUAGCACACACCUGCAUCAGCAAAAGUUUCACCACUAGGAACCACGUGGAACCUGUAUCCCAGACUACCGAUAACAAUUCAGAUGAGGAAGAUUCUGGUACAGGAGAAUCUGUUAUGGCACCAGUAGAUGUAGACCUGAACCUGGUUUCAAAUAUAUUGGAAUCCUAUAGCUCCCAAGCUGGACUGGCAGGACCUGCUUCCAAUCUUUUACAAAGCAUGGGAGUGCAGCUGCCUGACAACACCGAUCACAGACCAACAAAGGAAGAGCAUUCCAUUCGACUGGAAGCAGUCUCCUAGCAGUGUGUCCGGAGUUGGUUCCUUCCAGUGGGUUCUUGGUCUUGCUGACUUCAAGAAUGAAGCCGUGGAGCUUUCGGUGAGUGUUAUAGCUCUUAAAGGUGGCACGAACCCAAAGAGUGAGCAGCAGCAAGAUUUAUUGUGAAGAGCGAGAGAACAAAGCUUCCACAGCGUGGAAGGGGACCCGAGUAGGUUGCCGCUGCUGUCGGGGGUGCCAGCUUUUAUUCCCUUAUUUGUCCCUGCCCACAUCCUGCUGAAUGGUCCAUUUUACAGAGCACUGAUUGGUCCAUUUUAUGGAGUGCUGAUUGGUCCAUUUGACAGAGUGCUGAUUUGUGCAUUUACAAUCCUUUAGCUAGACACAGAGUGCUGAUUGGUGCGUUUUUACAGAGUGCUGAUUGGUGCGUUUACAAUCCUUUAGCUAGACACAGUGCUGAUUGGUGCAUUUACAAUCCUUUAGCUAGACACAGAGUGCUGAUUGGUGCGUUUACAAUCCUUUAGCUAGACACAGAGCACUGAUUGGUGCAUUUUUACAGAGUGCUGAUUGGUGUGUUUACAAUCCUUUAGCUGGACACAGAGUGCUGAUUGGUGCAUUUUUACAGUGUGCUGAUUCGUGCAUUUACAAUUUUCUAACUAGACAAAAAAGUUCACCAAGUGCCCACUCCACCCAGGAAGUCCAGCUGGCUUCACCUCUCAGCAGAGCUACUUUGGUGCUGCUCUCUUCUCGUUUUACUACUAAAGUUACUUGCCUAUGAGAGAAGACACUUUUUUUUUUUUUUUUUUGAGAUGGAGUUGCUCUGUCGCUCAGGUUGGAGAGCAGUGGUACAUACAGUCUUGGCUUACUGAAACCUCCUCCUCCGGAGUCAAGUGAUUCUCCUGCCUCAGCCUCCCGAGCAGCUGGGAUAACAGGUGCACACCACCAUGCCUGGCUAAUUUUUGUAUUUUUAGUAAAGCCAGGGUUUCGCCAUGUUGACCAGGCUGUCUUAAACUUCUGAUCUCAAGUGAUCCACUCGCCUCGGCCUUCCAAAGUGCUGGGAUUACAGGCGUGAGCCACCGCACCCAGCCAAGAGAAGAAGUCCACUCAUUCAACAUGUAUUUAAUGAGUACCCAAUGUGCCUAGGACUGUUAUAGGGAUAGGAUACAGCAGGGAACAAAACAUGAAAAUCUCUGUCCUCAUGUAACUUACAUUCUAGAAGGGGAAACAAA
Gorilla gorilla gorilla (western lowland gorilla) is the source of this 3435-nucleotide messenger RNA. It is a transcript of the gene ECD, whose product is annotated as ecdysoneless cell cycle regulator. The transcript is spliced from 15 exons. The record is from RefSeq and is a predicted model, not a curated record. Bases 283 to 2235 code for a protein of 650 amino acids. Lineage: Eukaryota; Metazoa; Chordata; Mammalia; Primates; Hominidae. Gene Ontology annotation, cellular component: nucleus.